Dermatophagoides farinae (American house dust mite) is the source of this 2246-nucleotide messenger RNA. Its product is annotated as M-phase inducer phosphatase 1-B. Lineage: Eukaryota; Metazoa; Arthropoda; Arachnida; Sarcoptiformes; Pyroglyphidae. Gene Ontology annotation, biological process: protein dephosphorylation; positive regulation of G2/M transition of mitotic cell cycle; positive regulation of G2/MI transition of meiotic cell cycle. Gene Ontology annotation, molecular function: protein tyrosine phosphatase activity. The record is from RefSeq and is a predicted model, not a curated record. Gene Ontology annotation, cellular component: nucleus; cytoplasm.
UUAUAUUUUAUUGCGAUUGCGUGAUUUGAUCACAUUAUCGCUCAAAUAUCACGUUGAUUUUUCUUGUAUACAGCGAUGAUGCCAUAAAUCCUACCGAAUAAUCUCGAUAAUUUGAUCCAAUUUCCAAAACGUCCCGUAUAUAAACAAUACAUUCGAUUUGAAUAUGAUUUCUACCACAAUGGCAACAAUCGAUGAAAUUUUUUAAUCAAUUAAUUUAUUUCAUUUAUUCUGUGAAUUUUAAUUAAAAUUUAAAAUUUUCAUCAAUAUUGAAAAUCAAUCAUCAUCAUCAAUCAAAUCAUCAUCAAACAUAUUAAUCCGGUAAAAAUCUCACCAAGUAACGUAGUGUUUGAAUGAUUUUCAAAAAAGGUGGAUCCAGAUUAAUGUUAAAAUUUAAAGUUAAAACUUGUCUCUUCUUUAAGCCAAACUACUACCAAACAACAUACACGCAUUAUAUUUUGUUGGUUUGAUAGCCGUUGAAGCAGCGCCAAAAUUUUCUGGUUUUUUUUCGUAAUGUUCACUUUUUUACCGCGAUUAAAUGAACACACUGGGUCCACAAUCAUUCAUUUCACGUAUGCCAGACAUUGAAUUGUUGGAUGAUCGAUUUGAUCAAAAUUUAAUUUUUUUUUGUCAUCAUCGUCGUCGUCAUUGAUUGUUGAUUGUUGUUGUUGUUGUUGAUUAUAUGGUGGUGUGAUCAUCGACAAUCACCAUUUUCGAAUAUAAAUUUUCUACGGCCACAUUUUCAUUUUGAAAUCCUUAUUGUUUCUGAAUCAAAAGCGAUUCAAACAACAAAAUGGAUGAAUCACUGAUGAGUAUCGAAUUGAAUCAAAGUAAUGAUGAUCAUUUUGAUGACGAUGAAUUCAUACAAGAAACAUUGAAUUUUUCAAUGAAUCAAAAUUCAUCAAUUUCGGAAUUUAAAAUUCCAUCACCUGUAUCCGAAUUGAUCAAUAAUGAAAUCACAACGACGGCGACCACCACCACCGUAACAUUACCAAAAUGUCGUCUAGAUUUUAAUGUAUCCGAUACGGAAACACCUAGAAAUAGUUUGAAUGUUGUACGUAAUCGAAAACGUACAAAUUUUUCUCGUCGUUGUCUUUCCACAGAUUUAAAUAGCGGCGAUCAUUAUGAGACAGAUCAAAUGUCUUUUCAGGAAUUUCGUUUCUCCAACCAAACUUCAAAUGAUUUUAAAAGUCCAUUAAUAUUAUCAUCGAUUGAGAAUAAAAUAUCACCACGUACAACGCCUAAACAUUUUUCUCAUCAGCAACAUAUGACAUUGGAAUUGACACCAGAAUUUAAUAAUACGAAACAAUUAUCAUCGUCUUUGAAACCAUUUGAUGAGAAUGAUAUAAUACCGAAAGCUAAAUGUAUGAAAUCUUCAUUAACAAAUGCAGUAAAGUGCGGUGGUGGUGGUCCAUCAAAUGUACCGUUACAAAAAUAUUUUAGCGAAAAUCAUGCAUCAAUUAUGCGUGCCGUACAAAGAUCAUCAGAUGAUUCAUCAUUAAUCGGUGAUUUUAGCCGUACAUAUGCGCUACCAUUGAUGACCAAUUCAAAACAUCAAGAUCUUCGUUCAAUUACAUGUCAUGUAUUAGCAGAACUAAUGCAGAAUCAACGAUAUUCACAUCAAAUACGUUCAUUUACAAUAAUUGAUUGCCGUUAUCCAUAUGAAUAUGAUGGUGGUCAUAUACAAAUGGCGAUUAAUCUUUAUACACAGGAACAAAUAUUAAAUCGUUUUAUUAAAACAAAACCAAAAGAAGCUGGUAGCAAAGAUAGUAGCAAUGAUGAGGAUGAUGAUGAUGAUAAAACUGCCAAUGAUAAACGUGAUAUAUUAAUAUUUCAUUGUGAAUUCUCAUCGGAACGUGGUCCAAGCUUAUGCCGUUUUCUUCGUAACAAUGAUCGUGUAAAAAAUAGCCGUGUAUAUCCUAAACUACAUUAUCCAGAAAUCUAUCUACUUGAUGGUGGUUAUAAGGAAUUUUUUCAACAUUAUUCGCAUCUAUGUGAACCAUGUGCCUAUAAGCCUAUGCAUUCAAAAAAUCACGAAGAAGAUUUGAAAAAAUUUCGUACAAUUUGUAAAAGUUUAGAUUAUAAAUAUUCAACACGAAAACGAAAUCUACGUCUUUAAGUGGAUUAUUAUUAUAUUUUUUUUCACUUGCAUUGAUCUUAUUCAUCCAAAUUCAACUUUACCAAUACGCUACUUAUUUAAUAACAAGCGACAGUGGAGAAAAAAAACUAAAACUUUCACAAAACCCACC